This is a messenger RNA of Aegilops tauschii subsp. strangulata, 1543 nucleotides long. RefSeq names its product BTB/POZ and MATH domain-containing protein 2. Gene Ontology annotation, molecular function: protein binding. NCBI's taxonomy places the organism in Eukaryota, Viridiplantae, Streptophyta, Magnoliopsida, Poales, Poaceae. The record is from RefSeq and is a predicted model, not a curated record. Gene Ontology annotation, biological process: protein ubiquitination.
GCCCAGCUGGAAGGCAACCAAACAACGAGCCGGCGGCGCAUAUUCCUUCCUCUGCUUCCGGCGGCGCAGCGAGUGGAGCGGGCGGCGACUUGUCAGGACCAAUUUGCAAGCCCGUGCGGCCGCCGGAGAAGCGACGCCGGCACCGCAGCGAGUGUAGCGGCGGCGGCAUCGUGCGGCCGCGACUUGACCGGGAAGGCCCGCCAUGGCGUCGUUCGCCGGUGUAUCGGUCCUUGACGGCGACAAGGGGUGCUCUUGCGAGACGGCCUCGUGAUCAAGGGCUACUCGGGUAGCAAAAAGGAGCUGGCCACCGGCGAGAGCAGGAGGACUGACCCUUUCAUGGUAGGAGGCCAUAAUUGGUACAUCGAGUACUACCCCAACGGCCUCUACGGAGAGGUCGAGGCCAAGUUCAGCUUCAGACUCCGAUGUAUGUUGGUCGAAUUAGUCAAACGCUGAGCCUCAUCCUUGCUGGGGCUGCCACGACUUGCUGACAAGAGAUGCCCUUGAACGAUCCGACAGUCUCAAGCAUGAUUGUUUCACCAUCCGCUGUCAUGUCCUUGUUUGCACCCCGGAUGAGGUGCUCCUGCCUCACAUACACCAGCAUUUCAGCCACCUCCUUCAAAAUAUGGUGGGUGCUGAUGUCACCUUUGAGGUUGGCGGCGAGACGUUUACCGCUCACCGGUGUGUGCUCGCUGCCAGGUCUCAGGUGUUCAUGGCGCAGCUAUUUGGCCCCAUGAGUGAGGGCACCGCCACGUCCGACAACGUCAUACACAUCAAAGACAUGGAAGCAAAAGUGUUUAGGGCGUUGCUUCACUUCAUCUACACAGACUCGUUCCCUGUGAUGGACAAGGACAGUGUCAGCAUGGAGGAGGAUGAAAUGCCACGAAUAGUGGAACAAGGACAAGCAGAGGAUAAAAUGCCAGAAGCUGUGGAACAAACGCAAGAAGAGGCAGUAGAGCAACAAAUGCGGCUGCGGUGGCUGCAAGACUUGUUUGUAGCGGCAGACAGAUACCAUCUGCAGCGCCUCAAGUUCAUCUGUGAGAAGCAGUUGUCCGAGCACAUGUGUGUGAGCUCGGUGGCGUCCACUCUCCUUCUAUCCAAGCAGCACCACUGCGACGGACUGAAGCAGGCGUGCCUGAAGUUUAUCCAAGUUCUAUCUCCCUUGCGUUUGCAGACACUGAUGGCGACUACUGGCUGGGGGCAUGUAGCCACGACCUACCCCUCUGUUUUGUUCGAGCUCAUUGCCAUGCUUGCUGCAAACCAGCGGAGAUAACACUCUGUAUAUGGUACGCGUGUUCCUUAAUCAAGUGACAUUGUUUUGCAUAUGUGGUAUCCUCUUCAGAGAUCGUAGUAUCUGUGUCUUGCUUUUAAUUGUCUCAUCAGUCAUGUAGUUUUUCAUGUAUGAUGAAUCAGAAAAAUCCAACAUAUGGGCAUAUUGUCUCUUCAUGCAAUGGACGAUGGUCUGUAAAUUCAGGUGUUAGGGUCAAAACAUUGAUCUGCAUUGCAGCAAUGCGCAAAUUUCCCAACUAGUCAUUUUAUCCUCUUA